CGAAACGCCGCAGGCGAACGACAAAAGCAAAUCCGACCAGAAGUCUCCGCCUCGUCGUCGCGAAGCUGGAGCGACCUCCAUCUCGAUAUUUAAUCGAAUCGAAUCCGAUCGGAGCCUAUACAAUUCAACCCGUUCACAGUUCAUAGGCUGUCGCCUCUCGAUUACUCCUUUGAGUCCAGCUGAAUCACCGCUACCCAUCGCCAGCAUGGGCUACGAAGACGAUCCGUACCGGGACGAGGAAGGAGAGCCAUUGAUGGACUUCGACAACAUGCCGUCGGAUCGGGAACAAUCGCCUGAGCCGCAACAACGACCCGAUCACUUCCUCGACGAUGACCUCGAUGACGACAUUGAAGGAGACAAUUGGAAAACCGGCCGUGACCGGUCGCAGACUCCGGUGUACGAACCGGAUCUGUCCGAGUCGAAAUCGAGGCCUAGGAAGAGGUUGGUUAAGAAAGGUGCUGGAGCUGGUAAGGUCAGCGACGUGGGCCUGGAUGAUCUCGCAGAUGAUGACGAGGGUUUUCGUGGUGGAGGAGCUGGGGAUUUUGGGAGGGAAAGCUCGGAGGAAGAGAGGAGAUUGAAGAGGAAGAUUGCGAAGGAAGGUGGCAGUGGGAAGAAGGAGAAGAGGCAUAAGGGGGAGAAGAAGCACGGGACGAAGUCGGGGAUUUCGAAGAAGGGGAUGGGUUAUUCCGGAAGUGGUUCUAGGGAUCAUGAUGGGGAUGUUAAGGAGAUGUGGGACACCAUCGCGGGUGGCGAUUCUGAGGAUGAUCGAGAUGGUGUUAGGACUCUGGAUGAUGAUAAUUUCAUAGAUGAUAGUGGUGUCGAUCCUGGGGUAAGGUAUUACAGUGAUAAUGAGCCACGUUCUCCUGGUGAUGCUCCUCAGGCAGAGGAGGGUGACGUGGAUGAUGAAAUCAAGGAACUUUUCAAAAUGGGUAAGAAAAAGAAGAAGAACGAGAAGAGUCCCGCAGAAAUUGCUCUGCUGGUUGAGAAUAUCAUGGCUGAGCUUGAGGUCACAGCUGAGGAAGAUGCAGAACUUAACCGGCUGGGAAAACCUGCUAUCAAUAAGCUCAGGAAGUUGCCUCUUCUGACUGACGUUCUAUCUAAGAAGCAGCUUCAGCAAGAGUUCUUAGAUCAUGGAGUCUUAACACUUUUAAAGAACUGGCUUGAACCUCUUCCUGAUGGAAGCUUACCCAAUAUAAACAUCCGCGCUGCAAUUUUGAGGAUAUUGACUGAUUUCCCUAUUGACUUAGAGCAGUAUGAUAGGAGGGAGCAAUUGAAGAAAAGUGGCCUUGGAAAGGUUAUAAUGUUUUUGUCAAAAUCUGAUGAAGAAACAACAUCCAACAGAAAGCUUGCUAAAGAUUUGGUUGAUAAAUGGAGUCGACCAAUAUUCAACAAGAGCACGAGAUUUGAGGACAUGAGAAACGUGGAAGAUGAUAGGAUUCCCUAUCGAAGGCCAUCGGUGAAGAAGCCUGCCAGUAAAGAUACGGGGAUGGAGUCCAGAGAUGGUGAUCUUGAUGUUGAUGUGUUCUCACGAGAGCGCAAAUCUGGUCAGUCAUCCUCUAGGCUGCAUGCGUCUAGGCCUGAAGCUACACCUUUGGAUUUCGUGGUGCGCCCUCAAUCUAAGAUUGAUCCAGAUGAAAUUAGAGCCCGUGCUAAGCAAGCCAUGCAAGAUCAGCGCCGACUAAAGAUGAACAAGAAGCUGCAGCAGUUAAAAGCCCCGAAAAAGAAGCGGCUUCAGGCUACGAAGCUUAGUGUGGAAGGCCGUGGUAUGACGAAAUAUCUGUGAUACGUGACCACACGACCACUCUCUGAACGAUCCAGAGGAAAUUUCCGCUAUUCGUCGGGAUGGAUGGGCCAAGAAGGGCAUAUAUUCAGAUGCGCACCACUGGAUGUCAGACUCUCAUAGUUGGGAUUGGGGUCUUUCCCAUGCUUGUGUAGCUAUCAUCAAGCUGAAAGAUCCAUUCCAAAUUGUGUUCGAAAGUAUUGUUUAAGUGACCAUCCCACAGAUUCCUUUGUUGGGAAUGGUGCUUCGCAUUCUUAUGAGCGUUUGAGGACCUCAAAUUUCUCUAGUAAUUUAAGAUGAAUUCUUUCAA
This is a messenger RNA of Rhodamnia argentea, 2090 nucleotides long. Its product is annotated as protein IWS1 homolog 1. The transcript is spliced from 11 exons. The coding region runs from base 206 to 1783 and encodes 525 amino acids. Gene Ontology annotation, biological process: brassinosteroid mediated signaling pathway; regulation of DNA-templated transcription elongation. NCBI's taxonomy places the organism in Eukaryota, Viridiplantae, Streptophyta, Magnoliopsida, Myrtales, Myrtaceae. The record is from RefSeq and is a predicted model, not a curated record.